Molecule: messenger RNA, 285 nt
Organism: Pocillopora meandrina
Lineage: Eukaryota; Metazoa; Cnidaria; Anthozoa; Scleractinia; Pocilloporidae
Source: the annotation of a GenBank genome assembly
AUUCCAAAAUUUGAUCAUAUCACACCUGCACUUAUCGACCUACAUUGGUUCCCAGUAACGUUCAGAGUUCAGUUUAAAUUGCUCCUCUUUGUUUACAAGUAAUUACACAACCAAAGUCCUCCCUACAUUAGAGAUCUUCUGUCCCUGAAACCAGCUACUAAUUAUGCUCUUCGCUCGUCUGCUCAAUCUCUUCUAUUCGUUCCAAAAGCCAACUGCUCUUCACUUGGGGAUCGGGCCUUUGCUCAUGCGGCACCUGUUUCAUGGAACUCGCUUCCAUUAACUAUA